Molecule: messenger RNA, 1480 nt
Organism: Megalobrama amblycephala (Wuchang bream)
Lineage: Eukaryota; Metazoa; Chordata; Actinopteri; Cypriniformes; Xenocyprididae
Gene: cav2
Product: caveolin 2
Exons: 3
Coding region: 107-595 (162 amino acids)
Biological process (GO): positive regulation of MAPK cascade; negative regulation of endothelial cell proliferation; insulin receptor signaling pathway
Cellular component (GO): caveola; Golgi apparatus; perinuclear region of cytoplasm
Molecular function (GO): molecular adaptor activity; protein kinase binding
Source: RefSeq, a predicted model, not a curated record
CGCGUCUUCCGUGAGGGGCGUGGACGCGUCCUGCCUCGAGCGCACAGUGCGCGUACAGCAGGCGCAACAGACAGCAGCGCGCGCCUCACACAUCCAAAACAAAAAAAUGGGACUUGAAAAAGAAAAAUCCGAGACCAGUGUCAUUAUGGAUGAGGAUGAAUUCAAUAGAUCGAUCGAACCAAUACUUGGAAAAAAACCGAAAGUGUAUUCAGAAGACCUGGACAGAGAUCCCAAAGAUAUUAACUUGCACUUAAAGAUUGGUUUUGAAGACAUCAUUGCUGAGCCCAUCUCCACGCACAGCUUUGACAGAGUGUGGAUCGGCAGUCAUGCUGUGUUCGAGCUGGUGAAAUAUGUCUUCUACCGGAUUCUCACCACGUUUCUGGCUAUUCCUAUGGCAUUUAUUGCGGGGAUUGUUUUCGGGAUCCUCAGCUGUAUACAUAUUUGGGUGGUGAUGCCAAUGAUCCAGGGCUGCAUGAUGACACUGCCCUCCACCCACGUGAUCUGGACCAGCUUGAUGGACAUGUUUAUAGGGCCUUUCUUCUUCAGCAUUGGGCGGUGCUUGUCCUCCAUCAAUGUCAAGACUAUGCAAAAUUGAUCAAGUCUCGAUCCAAAUCUAACUCCGCAUAGAAGUGUUGCAGAAUCUUUCUGUUAAGUUCUUUUGGCCUCCUUUUUGAGGGUUAUUAGCUGAAGGAUAAAUUAUCCUUGACUUCUGAAGCACAGAGAAGAGAAAGAUCUUUUCUUCAUUUCAAUAGGCAAUUGCAAUAUUCAUUCCGUUAUUCAGCCACUGACAUGUGAACCUCAUAAUGGGCGGCGUCAGUGCUGACAUGCUUUUUCAUUACUGUUAUGUAAGUCUAAUUAAGCUUUUGUGUUAAAAUGCGAGACUUUUCAAAGAUUUUACUGUAAUGAUUGAGAUUUUUUACCUUAAGAAUAAGAUAUUUUGCUACUGCAUGUAAUGUGAUAUUGCAAUAAGCGCAUGAUGUGCUUGUAAGGAAAAAAUUAUGCAACUACUUCCAAUAGGGUUGUAGUGUCGUGCGAUUUAUUUCUGAGUUAAUAUUUAUAAUGUUUGAAGUUGAUCGAUUUUUAUCAACAAGAGUAAAUUAGAUGAUUUGACGCCAUUUCAGCGUACAAACUAUUUAUGAUUUUCAGGUACAUUCCAAUUAUAGAGAGCAUUCUAUACAAAUAUAUAACAUAUUUUUCUUCUGUAUUAAUGACUUCUUUUUGUAAUGAUAAAAUAGUGCCCAUAUGGCGAUUAGUUUGACUUGCAAAGCCACAUUUGACAUGCCGUUUGCCAUUGAUUGUGCUUUGUUAGUGGCUCUACAGAGUAAAUGGAAUAUUUGACUGUGCCAUGGAACAUUAGAGGCUCAGGUGCCGUUUCCUCACCCCUGUUGAAUGAUGUCAUGUAGCAAACAUGCUGAACACAGCUCAGCUUAUGAACUAAAUGCUUCUCAGUUCACAAAUAAAAUUAUUUUUGGAAGUUGAA